Hydra vulgaris (swiftwater hydra) is the source of this 2238-nucleotide messenger RNA. RefSeq names its product sodium-dependent neutral amino acid transporter B(0)AT3. Gene Ontology annotation, cellular component: plasma membrane. Lineage: Eukaryota; Metazoa; Cnidaria; Hydrozoa; Anthoathecata; Hydridae. Gene Ontology annotation, biological process: sodium ion transmembrane transport. The record is from RefSeq and is a predicted model, not a curated record.
AUUUUUUUUGGAAUAUAAAAGUAAAAAGUGAAUGUGUUUGUAAUAUGAUCAAAUUGUUCAGAACAUUUACUUGAAUAUAAAUAUAAUAUUACUGUCAGAAAUAUAGGGAGGUUGAAAACUGCUUUAUGUUUGUUUUGUAAUGGCUGAGGAAAAUGUUAAAGUGCUGUCACUAAACAAUGGAUGUGGAGAUGGUAAAGUCAUAUUUGGUGAAGAAUAUGAAAAGGUUCCACUAAAAGAUGAAAUAGUUGAAGUAGAUGUUAAGAUUGCACCACAUGAGAAACGUGAAGCAUGGGGACAUAAAGCUGAGUUUAUUUUAGCUUCCAUCGGACUUGCAGUAGGGUUAGGAAAUGUAUGGAGAUUUCCUUAUCUUUGUCAAAAAAAUGGCGGAGGUGCUUUUCUUAUUCCAUAUUUUAUUAUGAUGGUAAUUGAAGGAAUUCCUUUAUUUUAUCUUGAGUUUGCUGUUGGUCAACGUUUUAGGAGAAGUGCUGUUGGUUGUUGGAAGAAAAUACACCCUGCGCUAACGGGAAUAGGCAUAUCUUGUAUUGUAGUCUCUUGUCUUUUAUGCAUUUAUUAUGUUGCUAUUCUUGCUUGGUGUUUUUAUUACUUAUUUGCGUCAUUAACAUCAAAACUUCCAUGGCAGUUAGAAAAUUGCCCACAAUACUUGGAGUACAGUAACAUAUCAGCAUUGUGUGCAGUUAACAAGACAUUAAAUGAUAUGUGUUUAUUAAAAGAAAGAUUUCCUGAUUGUUGUGUGCAUGAUCCACAGUUGUAUUAUUUUUAUAGAAAAGCACUUAAUAUUUCUCCUUCUAUAACGGAUCUUGGUGAUGGAAUUCAAUGGAAGUUAUUUGGGUGUUUAGUGCUGUCAUGGAUUAUUGCAUAUGCUUGCAUUGUGAAAGGUGUAAAAUCUAGUGGAAAGGCGGUUUACUUUACUGCAACAUUUCCCUAUGUCGUUCUCAUAAUUUUGUUUUUUGUUGGUGUGACACUGGAAGGUGCUAGCAUUGGAAUAAAAACGCUUUUUACUCCUGAUUUCUCAAAACUUAAAGAUCCAACAAUAUGGAUGGAUGCAGCAACUCAAAUGUUUUACACACUGAGUGUUGGAUUUGGUGCGCAUAUCUCUUUUGCUAGUUACAUGCCGAUAAAAAAUAAUUGUGUUCGAGAUGCUUUAACAAUAGUGAUUUUGGAUUGUGGUACUUCAGUGUUUGCUGGAAUAGUUGUGUUUUCAAUCUUGGGACAUAGAGAAUUUACAUUAGGUGCACCUGCAAAUAAAAUUGGUGGAGGGCCAGGUUUGGCUUUUAUCACGUUUUGUGAUGCAUUUCUGCAGAUGCCUGCUUCUCCAGUAUGGUCAGUUUUGUUCUUUUUUAUGCUGAUUUUAUUGGGUAUUGACUCUGAGUUUGGAACUCUAGAAGGUGCAAUUGCUCCCUUUUAUGAUAUGAAGUGGGUUAAGAUGAGAAAAGAAAUUUUUACAGGUAUUGUGGCUUUUUGUAUGUUGUUGUGUGGAAUUUCGCUGGUAUCUUCAAGUGGCUUUUAUGCCUUCCAGAUAUUUGAUGAUUAUGCUGUCUCACUUGGCCUCUUGUUUAUAGCAUUCUUUCAAACAAUAUCAAUAUCAUGGGUGUAUGGCAAUGAUAAAUUUGCUGAUGAUAUAGAAUAUAUGACUGGAAAACGCCCUUAUUUUUUUUGGAUGAUUUGCUGGAAAUAUAUUUCUCCAUUAGCCAUUUUUAUAAUUUUUGUUUCUAACUGCCAUCAGCUUGUCUCAAAUAGCCUGAAAUACUCUGCAUAUGUGGGAUGUGCUCAACAAGAACAUGAUAUAUCACCGCUCGGCAAAGGUGUUAAUGGUUCCAUUGCGCAAUUUGAAUAUCCUCCUUGGGCGUUAUUUAUCAUUUUUAUUUUUAUUUUAUCAUCCUUAGUACCGAUAUUUUUUUUCAUUAUUAAAGACAUUAUUGAACAUCCGUCAUUAUGGUUAAAAAAUAUUCGAAAAAAAUUAACGAACAUUAAGGAAUAUCAUCCUGACCCAUAUAGAGUUGAUCCUAGCAGAAGAAGGACUAACGAAGAAGUGGAGGCGACCAUUAUUAACGAAUCGAAAUUUGAUGAUUAAUCGAAAAUAGGUUUACAUCUGAAUGUUUUUAGUACGAACUGUUGAAAUUUUAAAACCUGCUUUUCAAUAACUGUAGAAACGUUGUACAUCAGUUGUGCAAUUUUUUUUUUUGCACAAUAUUUUUUGAAGUUAUUGAUUUGUUUCUA